Messenger RNA from Schistosoma haematobium, 3472 nucleotides. Its product is annotated as Zinc finger HIT domain-containing protein 2, variant 2. Lineage: Eukaryota; Metazoa; Platyhelminthes; Trematoda; Strigeidida; Schistosomatidae. Bases 2134 to 3192 code for a protein of 352 amino acids. The record is from RefSeq and is a predicted model, not a curated record. The transcript has 5 exons.
GUCGUUAACUAUACCUAGGCUCCUACCUUGAGAUAUCGAUGCUCACUAACUACCAUAUACAGAAGCCCGUUUAGCGGAAGAUUCUCUUAGUCAGCACCUAUCUUGACUGGCAAAGAUGACGCAAAUAUCAAUUAUUAUUCCGUUGAUUAUUAGUAUUCACUGGAGCGUGUGAUAAUUGCAGCCAACUGAUUAAUUUGUUUUAUCGUAGCUACUGAGAGGGAAGUAUGAAACCAUUUGGACUCUCAAGGACAACGCACGUAAUCCGGCUUCUGGAGGUCACGGUGUAGGUAAUCAAAGAGUGGCUAGUGGGGUGCGGUUCUGACCUUUACAAGAACCGUCAGCUGGUGGAAUUCAGCUUUAUUGCGUCAUAGUACAUCUUCCGUUUGACCUGUCUGUGAUGAUUCUGCGAAAUCACAAACUCACAACAUUUUGGUAUUAAGGCCACUAAAGAUUCGCGAGUUUUUCAGGUCCAGAAUUUUUUUCAAAACAUGAUCAGAUUUUUCCCAACAUUGGAUUUUCUUCCCGAAUUUUACCGAUCAGUAAACUGAACUGACACAUCGAGGUGUCAUUUUAAAAGUACAAUCUACAACAUACCAAAAUUAACAAACUGUAAUGACUUACCCGCACCAGUUUGGAACGAAUAGGAUAGCAAUCCUUUUUUCCGUGUCGAUUACUCAUAUACCGAGGGACCUGCCAUAACAAAAGUGUGCAUUGCUCUAUACUUCGACUAAGAAAAAAAUUGUCUUGGGAAAUGCCUAUCCAGUCAAAACGAAGUCUGCAAAAAGUACUACUCAUUGAGGUUAGAAUCGGACAAAAUAUUAAAAUUAUUAAAUUAAAACGCGUUUCACGAAGCGAUCUUCACCGUUUUGAUAAACUUAAUGCACCUAACCUUCCAGAAAAUUAUAUAUUUAAUGCCAAUGCACACUAUUGAGGAUCAUAUCACAUAUAGACUAAGAAACAAGAAAUGCUAGUCUUUCCAUAUGGUAUCUCUUGGUCCCAUCAUUCUUGCUGUUAAUAACCGAAAGUCAAAAGUCGUAACUUGAGAGACUCAAUAUGUUUAUGAAAAAUAAAAGCCACUGUACUAUUUGAAAUCAAGCUAAGUUUGUCACACAGUUUCUGAUGACCGUCUAAUUGUGUUCUGUAGUUAUCAAUGCCCUCGUCUUUACAUCUUGUUGAUUGAGAAACGCUUCAAAAUUUGUGUGAACUUGGUAGUAUUGUACCAGCCUGUACUAUUAGACCGUUAUAUUGUUCGCUGGAUUGUGGACUUGAUACUUUCUUACCAAAUUAGGAUUGGAGGGUAAACAAUUAGGAGUAGCUGGAUAACAACAAUAUUAAUUCGCAAGUGAUUGGAAGUAUGAAAUGGUAGCUCAUUGGUUAGGGCGUGUAACUUCCAUGCAUUUAGUCUCAGGUUCGGACUCCGAUUUACUAACUCCUUCUGGGCUACCGGAUAGGAUAACUGCUCUUCACAUUCAAAGCGUGGUUUGGACCCGAGAACACAUUUUUUGUCAAUAGUAGUGGUAAUAAAGUAAAAGCAUAAGCUGCUCUAAGCUUUAUCGAGACAGCUGUAGAAAAUCUAACAGGUCCAUUAUUAUGUCAUUAGUGGCUUUCGCUUUAAGAUUCCUAACCUUCUUGCUCGAUGUCUGGCUCUAUUAUUAUUUUUGUGAAUUAUGGAUUACAUUUAUUUGCAAUGCUUGCACAUGUAGUAUUUCAGUUCGGUGAUUUAUCAGCUUUUUCUACCUCCAUCAAAUACUACUUCACGUUUAAAACGUAACUUCAUGCUUGUUAAAACUCCUUUUCUUUGCAGAAAAUUGCGUUUUUGUCUUCCUUCUGGGAAACAAAUGAACGAAUCCUUAGCUAAUGGGAUUAUCAAACCUAUGAUUUGUGGUUUAUGCAGGAAAACGUCUUCAUAUAUCUGUCCUCGAUGUAGUAUUAAUUAUUGUUCACUGACCUGCUAUCGAAAUGAAGCGCAUAAGGACUGCUCUGAAUCAUUUUACCGAGAUUGUUGUAUUGAAUCACUGCGCUGUACCUUUUCUAAGAAGUCAGAAAGAUCACACAUGAAAGAAGUGUUAAGGCGUGAAUCAUGUGCUUUAUCGGAUGACUUCCAGUUAGCAAAUGUGAAAUUUCAGGUAGACAAUGAUUAUACAGAUGAUAAGAAUGAGAGUAUUGAAGAUGAUUUGCAAACUCGGUGAUUUAAAUUUGGAAACCGAAGAUGUUGAUGUCAUCUGGUCAUGUUUGACCCUGAAAGAAAAACGAGAUUUCAGUAGACUUAUUCAGUCAAAUGCUAUCGUUCAUUUCAUACCAACAUGGACUCCUUGGUGGUUAGAGCAAAAACCAAUUAUUGAAGAAGUAAAUCAACAGAAUGUUUCAGUGGACAAAUCGCGAACCUUACCUAGUAUUCAAUCGUUAAGUCAACUUUUACCAUCCGGAAUAUCACCUCACCCUUCAGUUGGGUAUAUUUUAGCAGAUGUAUUAUUGGGAUAUGCUUUUGUUAUGAGAUUUUAUAAUGGUGACUACAUGGACUUAAUCGAUGAUGCAGGAACUCUUCUGUGUAAUAUAGUUUUAUCAUUCACAAACUCUCAGACUACUUCAGUCUCAUCACUGAAUACUACUACUAAUAAUAAUAAUUCACCAGAUUAUUUAAAGAAAACAAGAAUAAUUAGAAGACAGAGUGGAAAUAAUCCAACUCAUCAAAUAUAUAACUGUAUAAAUGAAAUUCUUGCCGCAAUUCAAUAUAAACUUAUGGAGCUAAAUUUACCUUGUCAUCCUUCAAUUAUGAUACUAUUGCUUGAAGAUCUUAGUCAUUUAUUAGAUAAUAUUGGAUUUUGUAAUAAAGCACUGAAAGACGUGAAUAAAUUAAUAGUGAAUUUCAGGAAAACUCUACGGGCUGUAAAUUCAAAUGAAAAAUUACGAUUAAAAGCAAAUGUUGCUCACCAUAAAAUAGUCUUUCUUCAAGCUUGCCUUGAUGAUAACAAUCAAUUGGCUAAACGUUGGCAAACAAAUGUUUUACCAAAAUUAUGGAAUCAAAUAUCUAAUGAAUUAAUCCAACGAAUUAAUGAUAUUGAAAACUCAAGUACAGAUAGACGUGAUGAAAAAUCUGCUGGUCCAAAUUGGCGCAAUAUUAUUCGAGAUGAAAAUGUUUACAAAAGUUCUUAUUGUCGUACGUUAGUCGAGUCACUUGAUACUAAUAACUAAAUGCUUCAUAAUUUCUUGAGUACCUGUACAUAAUAUACAUAUUUUAAUAUUUGCUUAUGGCAAUAAAUCUAACAUUUUAUCAGCUUGGUAGAAGUUUGCUACUACUUUGAUAAAGUGGUUGAGGUUGCCUACCAUGACGACAGAGUUGAGGUUUAUUGACAGGAUCACGUGUACCAUAACUUCCUAGCAUACCAGAGAUGUAAAAACCUCAGGUUAGUCGUACUACUGACCAUUUUAAGGUGUAGGGUAUUUCCCAGUGAUGAUCACCACCAAUAAUCCG